Oncorhynchus kisutch (coho salmon) is the source of this 7532-nucleotide messenger RNA. RefSeq names its product protein Dok-7. The transcript has 12 exons. Gene Ontology annotation, molecular function: protein kinase binding. NCBI's taxonomy places the organism in Eukaryota, Metazoa, Chordata, Actinopteri, Salmoniformes, Salmonidae. Bases 72 to 2177 code for a protein of 701 amino acids. Gene Ontology annotation, biological process: positive regulation of protein tyrosine kinase activity; neuromuscular junction development. The record is from RefSeq and is a predicted model, not a curated record.
CUAUUUUGAAAGUGACCCCUCAUUCGGGCACGGGACAGCGACACUGCAGCUGUUUGGAACCAUGACUGAAGAUGACGGAUUCGGUUGUCGUGGAAGGAUAUGUCAAAUUCAGAGAUGGAAAAAAGUGGAAGACUAGGUGGGUCGUACUUCGCAAGCCAUCGCCUGUAGCAGACUGUUUGGUACUUCUCGUCUACAAAGACAAGUCGGAUAAAGCCCAGGGCCACCGGGAGAAGGGCAGCAUCACCUUGGAGGAUAUCUGUGGACUGGAGACAGGUCUCUCCUAUGAGGGGGUAAACUACACGCUGGCUAUCCUCUGCCUGGGCCAGGUUGCUGUGCUGGGCUUCGACGGCAAGGAGGCUCUGCUGGCCUGGGAUAUCCGCAUCCGCUACAGUCUUGGUGAAGUCCAUAGGUUUAGCGUUGGCAUCUUACCAGGCACCAAGUUGGAGAGUGGGCCUGCGAUCCUUCACUUGUGUAACAACCUACUGGUUCUGGCCAGGGACAUCCCCCCUGUUAUCAUCGGCCAGUGGAACCUCCCGGACCUACGCAGAUAUGGACCCGUACCAAGUGGCUUCGUCUUUGAGGGGGGAACGCGCUGCGGCUACUGGGCUGGCGUCUUCUUCCUAUCGUCCAUGGAGGGAGAGCAGAUCAGCUUUCUGUUCGACUGCAUCGUCAGGGGCAUCUCCCCCACCAGAGGCCCUUUUGGACUGAGGCCAAUCCUGCCUGACCCCAACGCCGCCGCCAACCAGGCCUACUCUGAGGAGAGGGUAAACCAUGAGGCCCAGGAGCUGGAGAAACGCCUUAGCAUGCUGUCUCACCAGAGCAGCACAGCCUCCUCCACGUAUGGUCUGUCUGUGGCGGGAGACGACCGCAGCAUAUCAGGCUCCUCUGACACCUCCGACACCAGCCAAUCAGACUCCAGCAUCGGCAGCCGGCUGGCCAUUUGGACUGAGCCCGUCACAACAAGCUCCCCCCCCACAGAGACCAUCAUUGGCCAGUCUGUGCCCAAGGUGGCCUUACAGGCCGAGGAUAAACUGUCCGUCAUCCAGGUGGGUGGAGCUCGUGCAGUAGCCAAGCCACCUAUGUCCCGGCAGCUGCAGGAGAUUGGUCGACAGAGCUCAUCCGACAGCGGCAUCGCCACAGGAAGCCACUCCUCCUACUCUGGGAGUUUCUCCUCCUAUGCAGGUAGCCUGGACAUUGGUUCUGGGGGGGAUGACUUUGGCUCCCUGCUCAGCCUGCCCCCUCACCUGGACCUGGCCCCCUGUACCUGCCCCCCAGCCCCAGGACAGGAGUACCAGGUACCCACGUCACUGAGAUACCUCUACGACACCCCCCGGAAUCUACUGCAGGGGGGAACAGGAGGGGCCAGGGGGCAUCAGACCUCCACAACAUCUAAGGACCAGGCGGGUAGUUCACCCCAAUCACACCCAUCAUGUAAAUCAGUACAGAGGGAAAAAGAGGGUCCUCUCGGGGGUCGCUCGGACACUGUUGCCAGGCGCUCGAUGGCUGAUCUCUUACAGGGCCACUCAGAGGAGAGUAAGAGCGGGGUGGCGCCCUCUAGUGACAGUCAACAUCCAGACUCCUAUCAGAUAUGCAGCAGCAGUUCCCAAGCCACUGCCUCCAAAACCCUCCUAACCAUCUGCGCCACCUGUGGAGGAUUCAAGGGGACUCCACUCUCCUACACUGGGGGCUCAGCAAUGCCAGCCGUACCAGAUAAGAAGCAGAAGAGUAAGGAGGAGAGGCACAAAGUCGAGUAUGAGAUCAUGGAGAGCCGGGCGUUGGAGAAGAGUUCAGAGCCAGAAGAGAAAAGCAAGUACGAGCUGAUGGGCAGUUGUGGACAACAACGGUUCCUUCAUGAGACUGAAGGGGCCAUGUUUGUGUUCCCGACAGAAAUGGCGGCUCCCGAAAGACCCCGCGGUGAUGGAGUGACCUACGUCAAUAUUCCCAUCAGCCCCACGUCCAAGAAACAGCUGAACUACAUGGAGCUGGAGCAUCAGGAGCAAACUGGGGUCAGGGGGACUGGCCAACACCUCCCAGGACAGAGGAAAAGUUCCACUAAAUAUGCCCAGAUUGACAUCACUGCUACGGAUGCCGCCCACAAAACGGGUACCCAGCAUGCCCUGGGGCGAGAGGAGGGUCUUCGCACCCUGGAGCAGAGGAGGAGGGGAGUGCCACAGUGACAUCACACCUCCAAUCUUGACCUCCACAGGGCCUCUGGCCCAGACCAGACUGUUGUAUAAAUCUCUAGAAUUCACCAGAAACUUGGAUUUCCUGGGGCACCUCCAGCUGCCAUGAUGUCAAACUCCUCAGAGAUCUGCCACAUUUGAUUUCUCUAACAUCAAUUGUUGAUGUCUUCGGACAGUACUGUCAUUCUGCAAUCACGAAAGCAACAUGAAAACAAACUGUAAUUAAAAAGACAAAAGCUGCUGCAUGGAUUUUAAGGGAUGUAAAGGGGACAUUUCAAUCCCUUGUGGAACCAGACAUCUCAUUAGAAGGCAUCACUGUCACUGUCACAGCCCUGGGCAGACUUGGGAGGAGUGGGGGGCUGAAAGUGCCAGUCUUGGAACUGAGUCAUUACCCAGGCACAAACCCCCGGAGGAGCAGUGGGUUUUUCACAGCCUCGUCUGUGCCACCCCUAAUCUAAUACAAUACGGUUAGUACCUCGUUUGGGGGAGAUGAGGAGGGAGUUGGAAAAAAAGCAUCACCCUCUAACUCCUCUCUGAUUAUCGUUUUACUAAUUCUAUAGUGUUUACUUGUAUGAAAGCCUUGAUUGAGGCCUUUUGAAAGAGACUAGUUUAGUUUAGCACAGGGCCAGAUAGAUAAUGGAUAAUCAGUCUAUAUUUAUCCUGUACAGUACAUGCAGUCUUACUCAUUCAGAAUGUCGAAGCUACAGCGACGUUCAACAAACUUUUUAAGAACUUUAUGAAGCUAAUGCAACAAAGUGGGCAUAGACGUUCCGGCGGUGUUUGUAUACCAAUGAGACCAACGCGAUUAAGCCCUCAUUAUUGGGUUCUGGUGACUCAGCCCAGGCUUGUAAUUGUUCCGCGUUGGCUAAAUGAACUUUGGUUGGCUUGAGUGUGCCUAAUUGCCCGCUGUUGACCACAUCCGUAGCGUUCGUUUCUGGGCGCUCUCCAUUUGUUUUUCAACUACACGGUUCACAUAGCUUCGCUGAGGGACAGACAGACAGAGCUUCAGCAACAUACACCCUAUAAAUAAUUCAUUGGAUUUUUUUCAGCUUCGCAGAAAAGAAAAAUGAAAAACAAUAUCCCGGAAAUGUUUGUCAGAAGCGCCUGUGGCCCCCCAUUAUGCAAACAUAUAUCUUUUUUUUUUUAAUAGCUAGAUAAUUUAAGACAAGAGUUCCUAUGUAAAAGUAACCUUAUUGGAAUAGAAAUUUCUUCUUGUCUAUAUUCCCUACUUUGUGUUGAACAUAUGCGUUUGUUUUGCUGAUACUUUAGACAGUCAUUAUUUUAUUUGUGAUGUUAGUGCGGUUCUCAUUAUAUUAGCACAUAUAUCACUUUUUCAUAUACGCAAAUGUAACCUUGUCUAGAGAGAAAUAUACUUGUAUUAAAACCAAUAUAUAUUUCUCCGGUACCUGUAAAUACAUUUCCCUGUUUCUGUGCUAGAUGUCUUGGACUGCCAUACAUUAUAUAUUUGAAGAUGAUGUGUAUGUACAGAUCAAUGUUAAGAGUUUUACAUAAGAUGUCUGUAUUUUUUCAACAGCCUUUUAUUUUAACAUUUUAUUUAUAACAAAUAACAGCCAUUUGCUUUGACGUGUUGAGUUAAUUUCUUUAUGUACUAGUUCACUGAUUGGACUAUUUUUAUCCUCAUGUGGCUCAUUGAACAUAAAGCCAAUGGUUACACUGCACUUACAACAACCUUUACAACCAAAUGGUUGUUUGUUUUGGUUGGAGUAAAAGAGUCUAGUCCUGUUUGUCAUAGGGACCGGAUGUUGGAGCUGUCUUAAAGGCAGUAAGUAACAGGAGGCAACAGAAUUUGGUGCAAAAAGUGUAAGCAAUCCAAUGGAUAUUUACAUAGGACUACAAAAAUAUUUACAAAAUAGGCAGAUUCUCAAAUGCUGUCAAAACACUGAUUUGAAUUAAAUAAAAACCUCAAAAUCAGGCCUACUCUGCCAAAACAACUAUAGCAGGUUGGGGUAUACCAGGCCACCCCACAUGAACAAAAAUAUUAUAGUAUACUAUGGCAUAAAUACUAUAGUAUUCACUCGUGUUUUUGCAGACUUCACUGUAGAAUUCACUGUACUGUUUUUGUGGACUUGAGUCAGCAUGAUGUAGUAUUUACUGUACUUUACUGUAGUAUUUACAGUUAACUAUAGUGUAAAAGAAAAUUGUACUAUAUAUACUUUAGUAAUUAAUGUAGUGUUUUUGCAGAUUGUAGUAUACUAUGGUAUUUACUGUAGUGUUUACUAUAGUGAUUUUGUUUUAUUAUCUUUGACAUUGAAGUUGAAGCGUUCUCCUUGAGGAAACCUACUGGAUAAAUACUAAAAGAGUACAUUUUCCAUAACUGGUAGGUGGGUAGGACUGGGGUCUGAACAGAGUUCAGGUUUCUCACUUAUGGGUGGCACAAAUUGGGAUAUGGGGGAGGGGAAUGGGCAGGACAUUAACAAAUUAAAUACUGUAGUAUUUACUAUAGUAAAAAAAGUAUAGUGUUUUUGCAGACUGUCAUGUUUUUGCAGACAUUACUGUAGUAUUCACUAUAAUGUUUUUUUGCCGAUAAUACUGUAGUACCACAUAUGUUAGAAGGAUACUACAGUGUGUAGUAUAGCAUUCUACAGUAUAGUAAGUACUGUAGUAUUCUAUAGUAAACUGUACGCUUUUUUUCAUGUUGUUCCUCCAGCACAUACUGUAUACCUGAGGUAGAAUAGAAGUGAAGCACAGCACUUCUGAUAAACAGACAGCUUUAUACCAAUGGGGUGAUUCCGCUUCAAACCAGGCCAAAACAUGAGCGUCACAGCAGUUGAAGCUUAGGUCAAUACAUUACAUUCAAUAGGAAAAUAUGAGCGUCACAGUGGUUGAUGCUUAGGUUAAGACAUUGCAUUCAAUUUUAAAAAGUUGGUGAUAAAGCUGCAAUAGAGAUAUUGUUUAGCGACUUAGGCAGACAGACAGGCAUAACCACAAAGACAGACAGACAGACAGACAGACAGACAGACAGACAGAUAGACAUAUACACUCAUAAGACAGACAGACAGUAUCAAGUCAAUGUAAAAUAACGUGACCGAAUUCAUUCUAACAAGGCUCUUAGUUUCUCAAACUGUAAGACCAUUGUGUCCAAUUAAGGCAAAAAUACUUCGGGACCAAUUCACUUCAAAUUUCACAUGCCGGGUCUCUACCGUCUCCAGUCAGAAAUAUGUAAAAGUUAGGAAAACCCCCCAUAUGACCUCCAAUUUACCUCAGCUAAAUGAUACCACGUGUGAAUUGUGCUUUGAGCCUCAACAGUUCUGUUGAUGUCACUCAAAAGCACCUUAAAUCUAGGGCAGGCUUCAAGUGAGGCCUACCUUUCUGCCAUGCGGUGGAGGAAAGGGCAAAUUACUUCAUUCCUAUUUGGAUUAGGGUUAGGGUUAUGUCUAUGGUUGAGACCGUAACCCUACUGUAGCUUCAUGCCCAUACCCAGCUCAACCCUAAAACUAACCCUACCUCUAACCCUUACCCUAACUCUAACCCUAACCCUAGCUUCAUGUUCACAUCCCGGCUCAACUCUAACUCUAACCUCAAUCCUGAACGUAACGCUGUCUGUCUAUGAGUGUAUAUGUCUGUCUGUCUGUCUGUCUGUCUGUCUGUCUGUCUGUCUGUCUGUCUGUCUGUCUGUCUGUCUGUCUGUCUCUCACCAAUUUGCCCAUUGCAGCUUUAUCACCAGCUUUUAUUGCAUUGAAUGCAAUGUAUUGACCUAAACAUCAACCACCGCGACGCACAUCUUUUCAUAUUGAAGGAAAUGUAUUGAUCUAAGCGCCAACUACUGUGACGCUCAUCUUUUCCUAUUGAAUGCAGUGCAAUGACCCUACUGUGACGCCUACCCUUUCCCAUUGAAUGCAAAGUAUUGACCUAAGCAUCAACUACUGUGACACUCAUCUUUUCCCAUUGAAUGCAUGAUGCAUAUCUAUCUUUUUGCAAUAUCAUCACAGGAAGUUUUUAGGCUGAUACUAGGCUGGGAUCCACUCCAAUUUGCUUACCCAUCCAACAUAUCCACUCAAGAUGCCAUUUCCAUCUCAAUCCACACAGCUCCAUCACACUUGGACAAGAAGAACAUCUGUGAGAAUGCUGUUCAUUGACUAUAGUUCAGCAUUCAACACCAUUGUUCCCUCCAAGCUUGUCACCAAGCUCAGGGCCACCCUCUAUCCUGUAUAUCCAUACGGGCAGACCACAGGCUGUGAGAGUUGGCAACAACACCUCCUCCACAAUGGCUCUCAACACGGGGGACCCUCAGGGAUGUGUGCUCAGCCCACUGCUCUACUCCUUGUUCACCUACGACUGCGUGGCAAAACACGACACCAACUCCAUUAUCAAGUUUGCUGAUGGCACCGAGGUUGUAGGCCUGAUCACCAACAGCGAUGAGAUGGCCUACAGGGAGGAGGUCAGAGACCUGUCAGUGGGACCACAGUGGAGAGAGCGCUUCAAGUUAAUCGGCAUCCACAUCACAGAGAACUUGACAUGGACCCACAACACGACAACUUUAGUCAAAAAGGCUUAACAGCGCCUCUUCUACCACAGGCGGCUGAAGAAAUUCUGCAUAUCCCCCGAACAAUCUGCAACUUAUACCACUGCACAAUUGAUAGCGUCCUGACAGGCUGCAUCAUGGCCUGUUACGGAAACUGCUCCGCUCCCGCCCCGCAAGGCCCUUCAACGGGUGCUGAAGAUAGCCCAGUCUAUCACUGGGGUCCAGCUCCCACCCAUAGAGGACAUUUAUUCUAAGCGGUUCCUCAGGAAGGUCUGCAACAUCAUCAAGGACGCACACACACCCCAGCCACGGACUGACUGUUCACUCCUUUAUCGUGGUAUCGGUGCAUCGAGAUCCGGACCUCCAGGCUCAGAGACAGUUUUUACCCUCAAGCCAUCUGACUGCUGAACACCUGAAUCAGGAGCGACCACCUGCAUACCAACAGUCUCCUUGCACUGGAGCUCACACCUUAGCACACAUACAGUACAUACAAAGUAAACACAUACUGUAUACACACACGGACGCACACACACACAUACUUUCACGGUACAUAUUCACGACUCCAGCUAUUACAUACUAUUAUUGCACAUUCAACAAUUUGCUCUCAAUUCCGCCUUCCUGGCACGUGUAAAUAUCCUUCUGUAAAUGUUUGCCCCCUUUAAAUUGUUUAAAUGCCUACCUGUAUUUAUAUUUCUGAAAAAUGUACUCUAUUUCUAUUCCAUCGAGCUAAAUCUAUUUGAUUGUUCCUUUUUUUAAAUUCUUACUAUGCGGCAUUGUCGAGAGUGAACCUGCAAGUAAGCGUUUCAUUGUAUUGUGUGCCAUGUGUAUCCUGUGCGUAUGGCAAAUAAACUUCACUUGACACAGGC